CACUCCGGGGAGGUGGUGGGCUACUUUUGAAGCUCCUUUUGGCUAGUGGAGACAAGCUUUUCCCGAGCCCUUUAUGUACAAGUCCCUUUAGUACUUGGUGUGGUGAAUUCAAAAACUAGUUCUGCCUCUGGAAAGAAACUGAUAUGGCAAAUUCCACUCUUCUGGUUGCUCUUAAGAUACUUUUGAUUUUAAUAUUUGCUGCUUGGGUUUCUCUUUGGCUUCUGAAGCCAACACAGCUUUGGACAAGAAAAUGGAAGGCGGCUGAAGAUAAAGCAAGGGCUACAGUGUUUGGAUAUUAUGGUCUUAAUUUUGCUGUGUAUACAUUUCCUCCUAUUGCUUUGGCUAUUAUUGGAUCAUUCUACUUGAAUUUGAAGCCAAGGGAGUCAAUAAGAAGCAGAAAAGGGAGGAAAUUGACUGCUGGCUUCUCAAAUCCAUUGGUAGUGAACACCCUUCUGGGUGUUUUUUCCACUCUAGAAAUACUAGCAGUCUUCCUCUUUAUCCUCUUCUUAGCUUGGAAUUUUUAUGCACGCAUCUCAAAUGAUUUCAAGAACUUGAAGGCUGCUAAAUCACUAAUGCUGAAUUCAUGGCAACUCAAGUACCUAAAGGUGGCAACUCGGUUUGGUUUGUUAGCAGAAGUCUGCCUGGCUUUUCUUCUUUUCCCUAUAUUAAGAGGACUUGCCUUAUUUCGGUUGCUUGGCAUCCAGUUUGAAGCUUCUGUAAGAUACCAUAUAUGGCUUGGGACUGCAAUGAUAUUUUUUGCCACUUUCCAUGGUGCUAGCACUUUGUUCGUUUGGGGGGUCAGCCACUAUAUCCAGGAGGAGAUAUGGAAAUGGCAGAAAACCGGGCGGAUAUACCUUGCUGGGGAGAUCUGUCUGGUCACAGGGUUAGUGAUUUGGAUCACAUCACUUCCUCAAAUAAGGAGAAAACAGUUUGAAAUAUUUUACUACACACACCAUCUCUACAUGGUUUUUCUGGUAUUCUUCUUGUUUCAUGCUGGAGACCGUCACUUCUACAUGGUUUUCCCUGGAAUUUUUCUGUUUGGCCUUGACAAGCUCUUUCGAAUCAUACAAUCUAGACCCGAAACAUGCAUUCUUUCAGCACGAAUCUUCCCCUCCAAAGCUAUAGAGCUUAUUCUACCAAAAGAUCCAGGGCUCAAGUAUACACCAACAAGCAUUAUAUUUGUGAAGGUACCAAGUAUAUCCAAAUAUGAGUGGCACUCAUUUAGCAUUACUUCCUGCUCUAGGGUUGAUAAGAGCACAAUGUCUAUAAUGAUCAAAUCCGAAGGAUCGUGGACAAGUUCUCUCUCCCAUAUGAUCCAAACUAGGCAAGAGUCGGAUGGCGAUCAGACGAAGUACAUACCUAUUGCAGUAGAAGGCCCUUAUGGACCUGUCUCUAUGGACUUCCUAAGAUAUGACAGUCUACUUCUUGUUUCUGGAGGAAUUGGAAUAACCCCAUUUCUGAGCAUCAUACAGGAACUUGCUUCGUCCCAAAACAGCGGCAUAAACAAAUUCCUACCAAGAAUGCAGCUUAUAUAUGUUGUGAAGAAGUCCCAAGACAUUUGUCUGUUGAACUCAAUCUCACCUCUAAUAUUUGGCCAGCUAGCAGAAAAAUGCCUCCUGAAAGUUAAAGUCUUUGUGACCCAAGAAGAGCAGUCUGAUGCAACAGUAAGAGAACUACUAAACGAGUUUUCUGAAGUGCAAACAGUGAACUAUGGUACAAAGUUCUUGAAUUUUUCAAUCAGUGGACUCGAAAACUCACUUUGGAUGGCUGCCAUAGCUGGAAUUUCCUCUAUCCUGUUUCUCAUCUUUCUCAUUAUGUUCAACCACAUUUUUGUUCCCUCCCAGAAAAAUCCCACCAAAGAGAAGACUCCAUCUUGGGUUGUAGAUCUGCUUAUCAUAUCUUCCUUCAUUCUGGCAUUAAUAUGCAGCAUCUUUGUAGCCCUUGUUAUAAGAUGGAGAAGGCUAAAGAAACAGAUUCUUCCUACCCUCCAAGAACAAAGCAAAGCUUUAGAAAAAGGGUCAACACAAGCAAGUGAUGCUCUUGAGGAACAUGAAAUUCAUUUUGGAGGCAGGCCUAACUUUGAAGAUAUCUUUGCAAAGUUUCCAGAUGAGAAAGGUGGAUCUGAUAUUGGAGUGUUGGUCUGUGGACCUGAGACUAUGAAAGAAUCAGUGGCAUCAGUUUGCCAGAAAAAAUGUGGAGCUAAGAAGCAGAAACCCAAUUUCAGCUUCCACUCCCUCAAUUUCACACUCUAGUCUCACACCAGAAACCAUAAUAAAAAAAAGUGAAGAUAAUAACAGUUAGAUUUCCAUCCAAAAUAGUAUACAGAUCAAUCAACUCUAGAUAUUUGGUAUUUUAAUCAACAGGUUUGUGUGUAUCUAGAUUGAUCAGUUGUUGUAAUUGCUUCUUAGGCUUCCAAGAUAAUGAAUUUGAGCAAUGUACAUAUAUAUAUAUAUAUAUAUAUAUAUAAAUGUCUCUCUUUGUUUGUAGUAUAAAUAUGAACUUUAAUAAUUGGAACUU
Molecule: messenger RNA, 2517 nt
Organism: Prunus persica (peach)
Lineage: Eukaryota; Viridiplantae; Streptophyta; Magnoliopsida; Rosales; Rosaceae
Product: ferric reduction oxidase 8, mitochondrial
Exons: 8
Coding region: 144-2252 (702 amino acids)
Cellular component (GO): plasma membrane
Molecular function (GO): oxidoreductase activity
Source: RefSeq, a predicted model, not a curated record